Molecule: messenger RNA, 1215 nt
Organism: Striga hermonthica
Lineage: Eukaryota; Viridiplantae; Streptophyta; Magnoliopsida; Lamiales; Orobanchaceae
Source: the annotation of a GenBank genome assembly
AUGGCGGCGGCGGCACCAGCAGCACCACAAUCGCCUUCCUCCGAGACCGCCGCCGACGGGCCAGUCCUCAACCUAGUCAACAAGCGCCUUCGUGCACUGCGCAAGAAGCUUAACCGCAUCGCGCAGAUGGAGGAUUCUGUUUCCCAGGGCAAAACCCUCAACAAGGAGCAGGAGGAAACCCUGCGCUCCAAAUCCUCCGUCCUCGCCGGCAUCGACGAGCUCGAGAAGCUCAAGCAGCCGCUCCUCCAAGCCGUCGGCCAGGAAAUCGAGCUUGCUCUGGAGAAAAACAAGCAGGAGACGGACCCCGUCGCCGCCGCCACCGAAAUCCCGAGCGAGGCCGCGUCCACUGCGGAGGCGGAGGAGAAAUCGGGGACACCCACUUCCGACUCGGCGGUUUACGAUCUGCUCAACCUGCUGUACUUCGGCACCGUCUUUGACGUGAAGACGCUGUUUUUAGCACGGGACAAUCUGCUCACGAGAACGCACGAGAGGAACUGCUGCCUGACUUAUGAUUGCAUCACGGACGACGAUGCUGCCGCGGAUCUCCUGCAAGAGCCCGAUUUGGACUUGAUUGCCUCGCUCGGGAGCUUGUUGGUUUCGCGGCCUGUCAAUUCGAGCCUGUCCCAUAAGAACGCGUUGCAGAAGUGUGUGGAGCAUGCCAAACUAUGGCUUGGGAAUGUGGAGCAGCCUAUUGAGCCCGAUUCAAAUGUCACUUAUGCUGGCUUAAGGGAAAAGUUGAAUAAGAUUAUGGCUUCAGAGUACUUUACAACUACACCCGAGAUAAAGGAUGCAGGUGAAGUAGCAGCUGCUGGUGGCAAUUAUGCAUCUUUUCAGGUGCCGGUGGAAGGUUCUACUAUUCCUCCAGUCGGCAUGACCGUCUCAGUGGAAGGUUCUACUGUUGAGUAUCAGCAAGAGGAAGAACAACAACCCAAUGCUGAAACCUACACUGAUGAAACCACCCAUAUUGAAGAAUACCAAAAGGGUACACCCGAGGCAGAAGACACACAAGAGAUUCCAGCUCAUCAAACAGAUGCCCAAGUUGACGAAAACUCGAGGGAUGAUGAACUGAAGGAGCAAAACACGACUCGCGGUGGCGGUUAUUACCAGAGGAACAAUUACGGUCAUUACAGGGGACGAGGUGGGAGAAGUUCAGGUGGCGGCAACUACAAUCAUCACCAUGGGCCAGCCGAGCAUGCGCAGGUUGCUUCUUCCUGA